AUGGAGCCCGCGACGUACGCCUCUUUCCCGCUCGCGCAAGAUCAAGAAGCGUUGUGGGGGCCGCCGCAGACUGUACACCUGGGCCAGGCGCCACGGCGCGGGGGUGACUGGCGCGCCUGGGCACGCCGCGCGUACACGGUGAUCGCCCUGCUCGCCUUCACCGCCGGCUUCGCGUGGGCGGUGCGCCGGACGCGCCGCAGCCCGUGCGACCUCGCGUUCGUGAUCACAGCCUACUACCUCGUCGCCGUGCUCUGCUUCUGCGUCAGGAAGCUGCAGCUCCAGCGGCUCGACGACCACCCGGCGGCGGCCCCCGAGCAGCGGCGGUCCAUGCUCGCCGUGUGGGCGGUCUCUGUGCUUUUCCUCGCUACCUGCUUCGCGUGGGCGGUGCACCGGACGCGCCGUAGCCCGCGCGAUCUAGCGUUAGUGGUCACGACCUACUGGUUCGUCGCCGUGCUCUGCUGCUGUGUCUGGAAGCUCCAGCUCCUGCGGCUCGACGACGACCCGUCGUUGGCCCCCGAGCGGCGCCGGGCCAGGCUUGUCGGGUGGGCGGUCUCGGUGCUCUUCGUCGCCGCCUGCUUCGCGUGGGCUGUGUACCGCACGCACCGCAGGCCGCGCGCCCUGGCGUUCGUGAUCGCCACCUACUACCUCAUCGCCGUGCUCUACUGCUGCCUCAGGAAGCUCGAGCUCCUGCGGCUUGAGGACGACCCGGCCGCGGGGCCCGAGCGGCGGCGGGCCAGGCUCGCUGCCAUGGCGGUCUCGGUGGCGCAGGGCAACACGGUUGCGCUGAGUGCCGCGGACAGGAUGCCGAACCUGGCGCUGAAGCUAGUCGUGUUUGGGCUCACCGCCAUGGCGAUGGGCCUCCUGUACUUCUUCAUUUUCAGCCGCAUCGAUGGGGAGUACGGGCGUGCUCAAUCGGCCGCCGCCCCCCGGGCGGAGAGGCCUUUGCACGAGCAAUCCCCGGAGCAGAGCGCCUAG
Triticum turgidum subsp. durum (durum wheat) is the source of this 975-nucleotide messenger RNA. NCBI's taxonomy places the organism in Eukaryota, Viridiplantae, Streptophyta, Magnoliopsida, Poales, Poaceae. The record is from the annotation of a GenBank genome assembly.